Xylaria bambusicola is the source of this 1665-nucleotide messenger RNA. Its product is annotated as alpha/beta-hydrolase. The transcript has a single exon. Lineage: Eukaryota; Fungi; Ascomycota; Sordariomycetes; Xylariales; Xylariaceae. The coding region runs from base 1 to 1665 and encodes 554 amino acids. The record is from RefSeq and is a predicted model, not a curated record.
AUGAAGAUCCCUCUCUUGCCUGCUGCAACAGCGGCGGUUGUUCUAUCAAACCUUGCCGUUGUAUCAUCUCUUGACCUGAAAGAUUCACAGGCUCCAAGAGUAAAAACAAUAAACGGGACAUAUGAGGGACUAUACCUUCCUGACUGGAAACAAGAUGCUUUCCUGGGCAUGCCAUAUGCCCAACCGCCCGUAGGCCCGCUCAGGUAUCGAUGGCCAGUAUCCGUGAACGAAUCUUUCGACGGAGUCAGGAACGCAACACGCUACGGACAUAGCUGCAUGCAAUACGGGCAGACCUUCGAGCUGUCGGAGGAUUGUCUGACUAUUAACGUAGUCCGACCCUCUGAGAGGUUCACUAGGCCUCUGCCCGUUCUCGUCUGGGUCUAUGGCGGCGGUUUGUACGCAGGCAGCACGGCUGAUCCCCAGUAUAACCUCUCGGGUAUCGUGCGUGUGAGCCAGGAGAUAGGACAGCCCGUCAUGGCUGUUAGCAUGAACUACCGCCUGGGUCAAUGGGGAUUCCUGCAGACAGCCCAAGUAUUCGCGGAGGGCUCGAGCAAUGCGGGACUCCUCGACCAGCGCCUUGCGUUCCACUGGAUCCACGAGAACAUUGCCGCGUUUGGCGGCGAUCCUGAUAAAGUGGUUCUCUGGGGGGAGAGCGCCGGCGCCCAGAGUAUCGCGUACCAUUUAUUCGCGUAUGGCGGUCGCGACGACAAGCUCUUCCGCGGUGCGAUCCUCGAGAGCGGCGGUCCAACGGGUGCGCAGGUUGAGUCGCUAUCGUGGUACAACUCCGCCGUGAAAAAUUUAACGCGGUCCGUAGGUUGUUGGGGGACGAGUGAUCAGCUGGCCUGUCUCCGCGAAGUCGACCAAGAGACGCUGUUCGCGGCGCACCCGAGCGUAGUAUGGAAUCCGCUUUUAGACGGCGAUUUCCUAACGGGGUAUCCCAGCCAGCUGAUGCAGGAGGGGAAAUACGUUAAAGUGCCGAUUCUCCUAGGCGCCAACACGGACGAAGGAUUCGCCAUAUCCGGGACCCUGAACACCGAGGAGGAUAUCUUCCAUUCGAUCUUCACAUGGCGGAGCUACGCGUUCACCCCACCAACCGUGCGCAAGCUCCUAGAACUGUACCCUGACGAUCCGUGUCACGAGCCUCCCUUCGCCAUCACGAAUUGCACACGGCACCCGACGCGGGGGCUGAUGUGGAGGCGGGCGGCGGCAAUCGGCGCAGAUCUGGUCAUGAUUUCGGGGCGCCGACGGAUGGCAGAAUUAUACACAGAAGCGGGCAUGCCCGUGUAUAGCUACCGCUUUGAUCAGCGGCCCUGGAACGGCAACGAAUGGGACGGCGUCAAACACUUUGUCAACGUGGCUUACAGCUUCCAGAAUGUCUCGGGACUCCUGGGGCCCAGCCCGCAGUAUGACAGCCACGCUAGGCUGGCGAGGGCUAUUGGGCAGGCCUACGUGGCCUUCGUGAACCAUCUAGAUCCGAACAAAGUUGGGUUGGCGAAGAAUACCACAGAGGUAGAGGCGCUACCGCGUUGGCCAAGGUAUAAUCUGCGUAGACCGAUGAAUAUGGUGCUCAAUGCCACGGUGAACUGGGUCGAGGCGGACACGUGGAGGAAAGAGGGGAUCGAGUUCAUGAUGACGCCUAAGGUCGCGAAGGAGCUGCUUUCUUGA